Molecule: messenger RNA, 879 nt
Organism: Trematomus bernacchii (emerald rockcod)
Lineage: Eukaryota; Metazoa; Chordata; Actinopteri; Perciformes; Nototheniidae
Product: tumor necrosis factor receptor superfamily member 13C-like
Exons: 3
Coding region: 125-697 (190 amino acids)
Biological process (GO): tumor necrosis factor-mediated signaling pathway; B cell costimulation; positive regulation of B cell proliferation
Cellular component (GO): external side of plasma membrane
Molecular function (GO): signaling receptor activity
Source: RefSeq, a predicted model, not a curated record
GCAGCCCUCCUCUGUGUCUCACGGUUUUCUGUCUUCAGCGACACGUUUUCUUCCUUUUAGUUUGUGUCUUAAACCAUAUACGAUCAGGGAGACAGCAGCAGGUCUCCACAUUGCUUCUUCAGCCAUGGUCAAGAAAGACUGUCCUGCUGGCAAAACGUGGGAUAGGCUCGUGGACACGUGUGUCAGUGACAAGACGGAAACCAGACCUGAACCUGGACUAACAACAGAGCCUGCCCUGGCUGUGGUGGUGCAGCUGAGAGCCACGGCCCCCGCUGCCCGGGCCCCCCCACUGGUGCUGCUGGGUCCGGCCCUGUGGAUCGUGGUGGUUCUGGCCACACUGGGCUCCAUCCUGGCAGUCACUCUCUGGUUUAUCAUUUACAGACGCCAGACCAGGCACAGCGGCACCUCAGAGGAAGCAGCACCUCAACAGCCUCUUCAGAAAACAGAGCCCCUCGCCGAGAUCCACCCUCCGCCUCCAGAGAUGUUUCAGAGAGCAGCAUGGACCCCUUCUCCCUGUCCUCACCAGCACCCGGGGGCCCGAACAGGCUGCAGGUCGGAACAAGAGGGCUUCACUUUCUGCAGUGGCCCCUCAGAGCACGCCUGGCCAGAGGGGCCCAACAUGCUGAGGGAGCACAGGGUCCCACUUCCUGCCACAGAGCUGGGUGGCACAGCGCUAGUUACAACCAAAACUAUGUAGGGUGUGUGUGUGUGUGUGUGUGUGUGUGUGUGUGUGUGUGUGUGUGUGUGUGUGUGUGUGUGUGUGUGUGUGUGUGUGUGUGUGUGUGUGUGUGGAAUGGCGUCAUGCAAUAUAUAACAGUCAGACCAAUGCAAAUUACUUAAUUGUAUUUUAAGUAGCCCGUGUGUGUGUGUGUGUGUGUG